GCACGGGUUACGGGAGCGAUAGGGGAGGAUCGGGGGAUCAAACCCGGCUGGAACCGGGGCAGGAUCGGGGAUCAAACCCGGCUGGAACCGCGGGAGGAGCCGAUAAAGGAACCGCAGAGGGGUUUUGGUGGGGUCACAACAGGAACCGGCGGCGCCUCUGUGAAGAAACAUCCCAGGAAACGCCGAAGAUCCCCAAGGACUCGUGUCCUGCACUGCUCCCGGUCCUCUCUGCCCCCCAUGGCCCUGCUGGCCCUGCUGGUCCUGCCUGUGGCCACCGUGGCCACCGUGGCCAGUGGUGUCCAUGUGGAGCCCCUGCACCGGGUCCCGGCCGCGUUCGAUGAUCGGUACCGGGGCUGCGGCGAUGCCGUGACCAUCCUGGAGAACCUGAGCGACGCCGAGCUCCGGCACAAGCAGAACCUGGCCCGGCUCUGGGACCAGGCCACGGCCGAGUGGUUCCGCCGCAGGUCCCGAGACCCCUCCCGAGACCCCUCCCGAGACCCCUCCCGAGAGCUGUCCCCUCUGAGCCCGGCCCAGGCCAUCGCUCUCCUGGCCCUCACCAUGGAGGAGCCCAGCGCGGGGUUCCACGCGGCCACGCGCCACGCCGGGAUCUCCAGCCGGGAAUACCGGGAUGGAUUCCACUUCAAAGCUCUGCAUUUCCUGCUCAGCGAGGCCCUGCGGAGGCUGUGGGACCCCCGGCGCUGCCACCGGGGGUUCCAGGGGUUCGGGGAUGUCUGGCUGGACGCCUGGCCCGGCCGCACUGUCAGGUUUGGUCAGUUCAUGGUGACAUCGCUGAGCGCGAAGGUGGCCCAGGGUCAGGGGAACGUCACCUUGCUCCAGGUGUUCACCUGCCAUGGAGCCAUCAUCCAGAACUUCUCCUACAACCCCGGCGAGCAGCAGCUGCUGGUGCCACCCUUCGAGACCUUCAGGGUCACCAAAGUCACCCGGGAAGGGAACACAACGCGGAUCCACCUCAAAUCCAGACGGAGCUUCAGCAAGUACAACUGCGAGUGGCCGUGAGGUGGGAGCCUGCCCAGCCACCCCCCCCACCUCGGGGGGCUUCUCCUGGCCACUGUGGCCAUGGCAGUGGCCAGCGGAACCCUCUGAGCCAUGAGGCCACCGAGGACUCCGAGGUCUUGGGGGCCACUGUGGCCACCCUGAGCACAAAGGCCACCAGGACCCCCAGGGAAAUGAAGCCACCGAGGCCACCGCGGUCACUGUGGCCACUGUGGCCAUGGAUGUCACCGGGGUCAUUUGGGCAGCUCUGGCCACUUGAGUCACCAAUGUUGCCAUGGCCAUGGUGGCCACCGGGGCCACUCUGACCACUGUGACCAGUGCGACCACCAUGGCCACAGAGAGCACCUGAGCCGUGAGGCCACCGCAGCCACUGUGACCACCGUGGCCACCAAGCCCUCCAAGGUGACCCAGGCCACCACUGCCACCAUGGCCACUGUGGUCAUCAAGGCCACCCCGGUCACUGUGGUCAUUGAGGGCACCGUGGCCAGCACAGCCCCUGUGGCCCCCGUGGUCACCACAAGUCCCCGUUCCACCCCCAAGGACCAAGAGCCCCAAACCUGGCCGGGGGUGAAGUUAAACCAAACCAGGUGGAACCUCGGGCUCCGAAGCCAGAAGGAGAUUUUAUCAUAUUUUAUCAUAUUUUAUCAUAUUUUAUCAUAUUUUAUCGUAUUAUUUUAUCAUAUUAUUUUAU
Poecile atricapillus (Black-capped chickadee) is the source of this 1705-nucleotide messenger RNA. RefSeq names its product GPI-linked NAD(P)(+)--arginine ADP-ribosyltransferase 1-like. Lineage: Eukaryota; Metazoa; Chordata; Aves; Passeriformes; Paridae. The record is from RefSeq and is a predicted model, not a curated record. The transcript has 4 exons. The coding region runs from base 238 to 1017 and encodes 259 amino acids. Gene Ontology annotation, molecular function: NAD+ poly-ADP-ribosyltransferase activity; NAD+-protein-arginine ADP-ribosyltransferase activity.